Messenger RNA from Triticum aestivum (bread wheat), 1249 nucleotides. Its product is annotated as ervatamin-B-like. Gene Ontology annotation, biological process: proteolysis. The coding region runs from base 47 to 973 and encodes 308 amino acids. The transcript is spliced from 4 exons. Gene Ontology annotation, molecular function: cysteine-type peptidase activity. The record is from RefSeq and is a predicted model, not a curated record. Lineage: Eukaryota; Viridiplantae; Streptophyta; Magnoliopsida; Poales; Poaceae.
GAUCGGCCCAAUCCCCCUCCUCCUUCUCCCGUGCUCCUCGGCAUGCAUGUUUCGUCCGGCGUUUGGCUUUGGCACGGUGGGGAGGACACUGCUGCGCUGGUCCGCAGCGGCCAGCACGCCGUCGAGGUCGAGGCCGGCCGGACCUAGGCUGCCACACCUACACUCUAAGAGGAAUCUUGGGGAUACCGCUGGCCAUCGUGUUGGCUUCUUUAGCAGGGACCGCAGGGCGUAUGUGAUGGUAAUACCUGCAUGCUAUGUUGGUCUUGGACUUUGGUAUAUGAAGAAGGUUGAAGAGCAUGCAGCUGAGAAGUCCACCCGCCCGUCGAAGAUUGACUGGGUGGAAGCUGGUGUUGUCUCCCGGGUUGUGAGGAAACAAAAUGGCUGUGGCUGCUGUUGGGCGAUGGCGGCUGUAGCCUCAGUGGAAGCAAUACACAUCCUAAAAACCUCGCAGUCAAUCUCCCUCUCAGUUCAAGAACUCAUUGACUGCGAUUACAGCAACAGAGGCUGCUGGGGUGGUUUCUCUUUUAGUGCUCUCCGGUAUAUACAAAGAAAUGGACUGUCGAGCGAAUCCUCCUACCCAUACAUGGGUCUGAGAAGUAUUUGCAAAAAGGACAAAUUAGUAGCGGCAAGGAUAUCAGGCUUUCGGCUUGUCUACUGGACCGAGGAUGCUCUGGAGAAAGCGGUAGCGAAGCAGCCCGUGAUUGUCAGAUUACAAGGCACAAUUUAUCUUGAUAAUUACAAAGGGGGCAUCAUGGAGUAUGAAGCCUUGCCAACAAGAACUAACAUGCAUAAUGUCUUGAUUGUUGGUUAUGGCACGGAUCCCAACGGUGUUAAGUAUUGGCGCUUCAAGAACUCAUGGGGAGAUGAUUGGGGCGAGGGUGGGUUUGGGAGGAUCCGCAGGCAUGUUGCUGACAAGCGAGGUGUCUUGGGUAUGUUUAUGGAGCCAGGACUAUAUCCAGUGCUUAAUAUCUGACAUAUCUUGGUUGGACCAUAGUUUGUGAAAUUUAUGCGUCCCUCCUCUGUCUAUGAUCUUAAAUUUUGUUAUACUCUGAUAUAUGAUUUUUCUUGUGAUACCGUAUAUGUCAGACAUGAUUUUAUAUCUAAUCCUUGAUGAACUUCUUGCCUGUCAAGUUGAGUUGUACUCGUGAAGGACUUGCGUCGUCGGAUGCCUGUGAUAUAUCUGAUCAAUGUUGGUGUUUUGCUGGUGAAAUUGAUGCUUCAUCCUUUCUCUUGUGACAUUGAGGUGUGC